GGCUGUCACCUUUACUGUGAAAUGAAUGAAUUUGAUUUCUCACUGGUGUUUAGCAAUGUAAUUCUCUGCCUUAGCCUUCAGGGGCCCUGUAGGUUAGCACAAGGACUUAGCACUGCUGUUUUUCUUUCAUUAGCACCACCAUAUGGGGCUCUGCGAGGCUUCAUUUAGCAUAAACAGCCACACACAUUUACGGCACACAAACACGGCAAUGAUCAUAACAUCAUAGCUCAGAGGAGAUGCAUUUCCACUUUGUUUGUUUAUAUCAUCGUGCAAAGCAAAUAGUUAGGUCAACCAAAGUCCUAUUAAAGUCAAUUAGUGAAAAUCUCUUGAAACUUUUAUAAAAACAUUAUCUCUCUAUUAACUUUAUGGUUCCUUUCCCCUUUUAAACAUGUUUUGUUAUUUUCAGUAAUUCACAUCUCUGUGUUUCUGUUCAUCUGUGAACAGACCAGGUGCUCCAUCACUCCUCUGCAGAGGUCUGGCCUCACACCUACGUCUCACAGGGACUGUACUGCCUGUCUUCCUCUGAUGCCUGGGACCCAAUCACCAGUCAGCCUUCAGGCCUGGUCUCCCCUGCAGCAGGCUCCUACAUUAUGGCUGCCGGUGGUGGCAGUGGAGCAGGGGGAACCCCUGGAGAUGGGUAUGAAGGCACAGUGGGCAGUUACCUUCAGCAGAACCAGACUCAGCUUACACUGCAGCAACAUAGUCAACUCCAGCAGCUACAACAGAUUCAUCAUUACCAGCAGCAACAGUUUCUGCAAUACCAACAACAGUCGUCAGAGCACAGGCUACACAGUGCCUCCCCUUCCCUCCAAGUCACUCCCAACAGCACCAUCCAUAGUCUGGGUCCUCCUACUCACCCCCGGAUAGCAGACCUGUGGGGGGCGGCGCAGGUAGAGGCCCAUCAGGUGGAGAUUGUUGGGCAGCUGAGUGCACAGAUGCUUGACAUGGUUGGAGGUGUGGUAGAGACGGUUGGAGAGGAGCCAGAACCUGAAACUGAAGGCAUUCUUGAGCGAUAUGACGAGGAAGAAGAACUGACAAGGGUAGAGGAAGUAACACUAACCUUAGAGCCAGAGCCAUGCUCUCUAACACCAUCACCAAUGAGGGAGGAGGCCCCGCCCACAAGAGGUUCAAGCCCAGGCAUACCAGCGCAGACCACAGAACCUCUUUCAGAGAGAAUACCUUUCGAUGUCACCCCUUGCGUCGUCCAAUCCCUUGAAGAAAGAGAUGAGGAAGCGGAGGAGGGCUCCAUUCUUGUUGUUGCAACAAACUGAGUCACUUGGUCUCAAAAAGACUAAAACUUAACUAAGCAAGCUACUACCCCAUACCUUCCUUCUCUUAAAUAUUUACCUUUAUACACCCAAGUAAUUGCUACUUCAGCUGGAAAUAUUGGAUGUAAUGUAUACAAACUAGAUGCCAUCAACCCUCAGUCUCCCAAUUUAACAUCAAAAGCGUGGACUAACACGACCAAGAACGAGAAACAUUAAAGGAGAGGAGGGACGUGAAAUCUUAGACUGCGGAUGAAACAGCAGACUAAUUCUGUUUGGACCAACUGAACUAACAAGCCAGGACUGGAAACCAAAUACGGGAAGAAAGGAUUAAUGCAAAAUUUCCCAAAACAAAGGGGGAAAAAAACUAUGAAAUGAUGGAAAGGGCAAAUGAAAAAAACAAAACCCUAAGCAAUACAAUGAUUAUGGAUAAAAAAAUUGUGUUUUGUUCAUGUUUCUUGGAGCAACAGGAGUCCGAAUUUGCUGGGGAGCUGUUUGGUUUGCUAACCGAUGCAUUUUGGUUGAAAUACGUUCCUGCUUAAUGCAAGCGGAAAUGUCUUAAGGUGCAAACUCAAACCUCAAAGCAACCUGAGACAUGCACUUGAAGUUAUUUGCAAACGCACCAUCUGACCACAACCAAAACAACGCAUGCUUUUUAACAGUGACAUAGCCCACAGUAUAACGCAGUAUAAAAGUAAUAAUAUAACAAAUUUGUUUUGUUUUUGUUUGUUUUUUACAAUAAAAUAAAAUAAAAAAACAAGAAAAUUAUAUGUAUAUGUAUGAAUGUC
Messenger RNA from Cyprinodon variegatus (sheepshead minnow), 2053 nucleotides. RefSeq lists its product as uncharacterized. The record is from RefSeq and is a predicted model, not a curated record. The transcript has 5 exons. The coding region runs from base 591 to 1271 and encodes 226 amino acids. Lineage: Eukaryota; Metazoa; Chordata; Actinopteri; Cyprinodontiformes; Cyprinodontidae.